Molecule: messenger RNA, 6580 nt
Organism: Acipenser ruthenus (sterlet)
Lineage: Eukaryota; Metazoa; Chordata; Actinopteri; Acipenseriformes; Acipenseridae
Product: interferon-induced very large GTPase 1-like
Exons: 5
Coding region: 156-5453 (1765 amino acids)
Molecular function (GO): GTP binding
Source: RefSeq, a predicted model, not a curated record
AUUUGUUAUAUGAUAAAGCAAGAGCUCCCUGAGACUUAGUACACAUUUGAAAGCAGCUGAGAGACUUAUUUUUAAAAUACAAAACUGAGAAUGAUGACGAAGAAAAAAAGAACACUUUAAAAGGCAAGAUACAGAACAGAGUACAUAUUUUCAAGAUGAACAAAUCAAUCAAGGAUCACAUCAUAGAAUCCUUGGAUAACCUGGUGGGAGAGAAUCUGAAUAGAUUUAAGAGCAAGUUAUGUGAAGGGGAAGACAAAUUCCCAAAAGGAAGUGUCGACAAAUAUGAUUCAGCUGAAUUGGUAGACUACAUGAUCAGCUGCUACACAGAAACACAUGCAGCUCAAAAGACAAUUCAGAUACUAGAAGCCAUUAACCAGAAGGAUACAGCUGAAAAGCUGAAGGAGAAGAUACAACAUGGACCGAAAAAGAACCUGACUUCAUUACCAAAUAAAAAGGCAGCAGCACCAAGGGCCGGGGGAGUUGUGGUGGCGACAGGGAUAGGGGCAGUUGGCAGAGCAGUAGGGGUAAAUGUAAGCCCAGCAACAGGGACAGGCAUAGAAACAGGGACAAGGGCCCCUACACGGACAGGGGACCCAACAGAGACAGGCAUAGAAACAUUGACAGGGGUCACAACAAAGACAAGCAUAGAACCAGGGACAGGGGCCACAGCAGAGAAAAGCAUAGACUCAUGGGCCACAACAUGGGCAGCUAAAUUCAAAGGGACAAUGACAAGAUUAUUGUCACCAAAAAAUGAAGAUACAAGCCAGAACUCAGUUCACACAACCAGACAAGAUACAAGAGAAACUCAUCUAAAAGAUUUGCUGUGCAAACUCGGAUUGGAGAACUAUUACCCAAGCAAGAUAUCACUGAGUACAGUUCUUGAGAUUGGUAAAGCAAGCAUUACAGAUGAACCGAUUCAGUCAUUAAAAGAACUUCCUUGGUGCUUUCUGAAAAGACUAAUGAUGGUAAAUGUGACAUCUAGCGUUUCUGAGCUUAUGGGUGACAAUGAUAAUGAUGCUGAAGACAGUAAUCGAAUCAAUCCAUUAGAUAUCAUAACAGCACUCUUUCUGUGCUCAGAUAGCUUCCUGCAGCAGGAAAUGAUGUUAAAAAUGUCAAUGUGCCAAUUUGCUGUGCCUCUCUUGCUGCCAAAUCAUGAUACAAAUCAGUGUACGUUAAUGUUGUGGGCCAUGCGUGACAUUGUGAAGAAGUUUAGGCCUCAUUCAAUAGACCCAAAUGGGUUUGUAGAAGACAGUAUAGUCAGCACUGCCAUGCCACUUAUCUCUUUUGUCAGGCUGGGUGACUGUAGUUUAUCAAAGUCUCAGAUUCUAAAUAAGGUGCUAAGCAACCACCAGCAGUACCAUGAUUUCUUCAUCCAUUUUCACAUGGAAUGUGGUGAUGUUACACGGAGAAUUUCAAAUGGUCUAGUCGAAAUAGGUUGGUAUCUUCCUUGUGGAAAGAAAAACUUGGACAUCUUUCCAGAACCUGUAGCUGUUGCCAACCUUCGUGGAGAUCUCCUUUCCUUUGAGAAACAUUUUUCCAUUUUAGGUCUUAUAUCUUCGGCAGUCUUUAUUUGUUUUGACAGUAUUGCAGAGAAGGAGUACACAUUCUUGUCCUCUGAAAUAAAUAUUAAAGCCCAAUUGUUUUUAGUUGCAAACUUCCCAAAGAAGACAGAUGAAAAUGCAAACUCCCCAGAAGACUUAGCAGCAAAGUUCAAAUUAAAUCCAAAUCAUAUUCUUUUUAAGAACAAGAUUAAUGAUUCAGACUUUGUGAAAAAACUGCGCUUAACUAUGAAGGACAUCAUUGUAAAUAGUCGCCAAAAAAUGACAGUAGAAGGCAUGUCUGCUGUAGCAAAUGAAUUGGGGAUUCCUGUAGAUGAAGACUGCACCGAAUGUCAGAAUGCAAAAAAAAGUGCUGCAGAAAUCACAUCUAAAAUCAAUGAUGUGGUGCAAUAUAAAGAGGUUCAGUUGCCAUUGCAAGGAAAGCCUUGGAAGGAGCUGGCUAAGAAAGAAAAGGAGGAGUGCAGACUACGGAAGGCAGGAGACCAGCCUAUUGAAGCCUAUAAGACUAAUCUGCAAAAAGAAAAACAGAAACUGCGACAAGAACAAGUCAGGUAUAAAAUAUCUGAAGUAAUGCAGUGUUUCAUCACUGCCAUAUCCAAUUCAAACAAAGAAGAACGAUCUUAUUUUCUAAAGUGGAUGAGGAUGAACUUGGAUGUUGCAGCCCGAAAAAACCUUUCUGUUCUUUGUGAUGAGUACAAAGAAAAGUAUUGCAACUUCUCAGAGAACAAAAAGAUAAUUGUGGCCCUGGACCAACAAAUAUCAAACAGCUCUUUAGGAAUUGAACAUUUAAUGCGUGAAAUGGGGCAGCUUUAUGAAGCUUCAUGCCACCUUCCUUCCAAUGAUCCAUCUCAUGAUCAAUUUCAACAUCUUCCCGGUUUGGGGGCAGAUCUGCUGUUAGACGGUAUUCCUCUUGAACUGGUGGACGGAGAUACCUCCAAUAUCCCUGUAAGAUGGGUGACUGAUGUUCUAACAGAACUCGACAGGAAAGUCCAAAACAAGAGCAGGGUACGUGUUGUAACAGUGAUAGGAGUACAAAGCACUGGGAAAUCUACCCUCCUCAACACAAUGUUUGGGGUUCAGUUUGCAGUUAGCAGUGGCAGAUGCACAAGAGGUGCCUUCAUGCUUUUAAUUCGAGUAAAAAAUGAACUCAAAAAAGAGCUGGAUUGUGAUUUUAUCUUGGUAAUUGACACAGAAGGUUUAAAAUCUCCAGCACUGGCACAACUAGAAAACAGCUACGAACAUGACAAUGAGCUUGCAACACUGGUCGUUGGAUUGAGUGACAUCACCAUAAUAAACAUAGCAAUGGAAAACUCAACAGAAAUGAAAGAUAUCCUACAGAUCGUGGUGCACGCCUUUCUUAGAAUGGACAAAGUGGGGAAGAAACCAAAGUGUCACUUUGUGCACCAGAAUGUGGGGGACGUGUCUGCUCAUGACAAAAACAUGAAGGACAGAAAAAUGCUUUUAGAUCAGCUGAAUGAAAUGACAGAGGCAGCUGCUAGAAUGGAGAAGCAGGAUAUUGACAGAAAAUUCACUGAUAUAAUGGAGUAUGACCUUGAGAAAAAUAACUGGUACAUACCGUGCCUGUGGCAUGGUAACCCUCCAAUGGCAGCUGUGAACACCGGCUAUAGUGAAUCUGUGUAUGAGUUCAAGAAGAGCUUGAUUGGAGUUUUAAAAAUUUGUAAAGAUCAGAAUCCUGGAAACAUUACAGAGUUCUUAACAUGGAUGCAGAGUUUGUGGAAAGCUGUUAAGUAUGAGAAUUUCAUCUUCAGCUUCAGAAACAGUCUAGUGGCAGAGGCUUACAGUAAUGUGUGUGUUGCAUAUAAUGAAUGGGAAUGGGCCUUCCAAAAGCACAUGUACAAAUGGCUGGUAAACACUGAGACAAGGAUUUCAAAUACCAAAAACCAGUCCUCAAACCUUGAUGAGUUUCUCAAUGUUUUAAAAGCUGAGGCAUCUACAGAACUAACAUCUCAAGAAGUGACAACUUUGGAAAAAUUAACAAAAUACUAUGAAAGAAAAGAUGAACACGUUAAUCUUGUAGAAAGAUACAGAGCAACCUUUGAGAUGAGCAUUAAGACUCUCCGGGUUGAAAUUGAAAACUCUUUGACAAAGAAGUGCACAGCAGCUAUUGAUUUUCAAAAAGGAAGGAUGAAGGUACGUAAAAUCAAUUUGGAACAUAAACAAAUAUUAGAAGAAAGAGUACUGCAGCUGCUUGGAGACUGUAGGGGAAGGAAUCUGUUGCCUGAUGAGCUGAAAGAAGAAUUUGAAAAGAUGUGGCAAGACACAGUGGCUGAACUGAACUUUACAGGUUUACAGAAGCAAAACAUUGGAUCAAAUGUCUUUAAUCUGUUGAGAAAACAAUUAGAAAGACAUGGAAGUGCAGUUAAGAAGGUGUUAAAUGAAACCCCUGGUUUUACUCAAGUUGUAAAUACACAGUUUUAUGUAACUGAUGAACACUUUCGUCGUGCAUUGCACCAGAAAUGCUUUAGUGACGAUUUACGCAGACACCGCAAGGAGGAAGCAUAUAUGAAAUCACAAUCUGUAAUAGAACAGUGCAGGCAGUUCAUAUCAGACAAACAAGGCAGUAAAACUGACUACCAUGAGACCUACACCAAAGAGCUGUUGGAUAUGAUAGAUGUAAAGCUGAAGGAAAUUGAGAAGCUCAAGACCAACUCCCAGUUUGAGGUUGCUCUGAAGCUGCACAUCUGUGGGUUUGCUGCCAGGGAAUUCCAAAAGAUGCACAAUGUUUUCUUGGAAGUCAAUGAUCCCCUGAAACAAUUGGAAAAGUCCAAACCACAGUACUGUUCUGACUUCAUAGAUCUUUACCAUGAAAAAGAUCAAUGCAAACAGAAAGCUGAAAAAUUUACACAGCGCUGCCUUGAACCUGCAGUAAGGGAUUAUAUAAUUAAAACCCUUGGGAUAGAUAUUGCAGAUGAAAUGCUGACUUGUACACACUCUCAGAAAUACAGCACCCGGACAACUUUUCAGUAUUCCCUUUUGAAGCAAAUGCUGAAUGAAAAGGAUUUUCUAAAAUAUGUGCAUUACAUUAGUGACUAUGAGAAGUGUGUAAAGAAUUGGAUAUUUGAUUGUAUUCUUGAGCAGUUUUCUAAAGAUCAAAACCUUUCAGAAUUUGAAGUAAAGCGUCUUGAAACAAUAACAAAGAAAAUACAAAAAGCUAUUGAAGAAGAAAAAAAGAAAGAAACCUCAAGAAAUGGAAGUGAAACCAUAUCAGUGUUUAUUGAAAAUGUCUGCAGUACUCUGAACAGUGAUAUUGUGAUUUCCACAGACAAUCUUGGAUUUCAAGAUAUCAAAGACAAAGCAAACACAAAGGAGUUCAUUGGGCAUCUGGAGUAUUAUGUUGAUCAAAUGAAGACAUCUCUAAGUGCUGAGUUCUCUCAAGUGUGUGAUAUUAACAAGAAACUUAACAGUCUACCAUUCAAGCCACAGGAUGAGCUGUUCAAGAGGGUGUUUGGUUGUGGAAAGCAGUGUCCGUUCUGCAAGGUCCCCUGUGAGGCAGGAGGCAAGAACCACCAAGAACACCACGCAUCAGUGCAUCGACCACAAGGGCUGGGGACAUACAGAUAUGUAACCAACAAGAAACUAACUGAGACUAUAUGUACGUCUGAUGUAUUCAGUGAAAACACAUUUCAGAAUAGUGACACAGAGUGGAAGCCCCAUCCCUACAAAGACUAUCGGAGAUUUUAUCCAGACUGGAACAUUGCCCCCGAUCCCAGUAUUAAAGCCUCUGACUACUGGAAGUACGUGCUGACUACAUUUAAUAAUGUAUUUGCAAAAGAGUAUAACGCAGAGCCUGCUGAUGUCCCUGAAGAAUGGAAAAACAUAACAGUUGAACAAGCACUGACGAGUUUAAAUGAGGUGUUUAACAUUAAAACUUGAGUUCUAAAUGCCAGGCUAAAUCAUUCUAAUGGAUUAAGCAUUGGGAAUGUUGUGAUGGAACAGAAACGGAAUCCAGGGCUGUAUAUUACCAUGUAUGAGCUGAGGGACUGGACUCUCUGAGCUCCUUUAUUAAUGAUAGAAAAAAGUAUAAAUGUUAGCGACCAAACAAACCUGUUACCUUGUUUCAUUUUUUUUUUUUUUUUAAUUUUCUCAUGAAUGUAAAAACUAUUCCUCAAGGAAUGUCUUGAAAAAUGAACACCUGAAAUUAGCUCAAAUUCUGUCUGUAAAAGAACUUGAUAACAUUUAAUCAACAGCACCUACAGGACUAGCUUAAGAUGCACAAUCAUAUGUUUCAAUGUUUACCAAUUUAGCUAUUGUACUCUUUGAACUAUAUAAGAUUGCAUGUACUAUACUAAAACCCAUACAAUAUCAAAUAGUGUUGGCAAUCUUUGGGUUUAUGAAAGCUUUCGCCAUAUUAUGCAUGCUGAAUACCAACAUAAGAAAAUACAUUUUGUUUCUUCAGUUUUUGUAACUUACAUAUCCUUAAAGUAGUUGUAGCUAACAUCUGUUUUGCAUGGCCCUUUGCCAUAUAGGUUUCACAUUGUGAACUAUAUUAAGUUACAGAAAGUUGAUUUUUGGUUGUGUUGCACUUCCUUGGUCAUUUCACCCAGAGUGGAAUUUUCUUCCACUUCUUAAUAGACAUAUUUCCUGUCAAGAACCAAUCAGCUGUUUCCUCUGCUGACUGACAUGCUUUGCAGCCAGAUAAAAUGAGCAAGUCACAUGACUGCUGAGUUGAAAUGAGAAAGAAAGUGAAAAAGUAAGGCAAGGACACUGAGAACUUUCUUGAACCUAGUGUAGUACCGGGUAUCAUGUUUUAAAAUGAAAAUACACGUGUGCUAUAUUAAAAUGUGUUCAUUUGAAAACUACACAUUUGGGACAAAUGCAGGCAAGUUAUAUAAUUAUUUAAUCAGCUACAACCAAGUCUCGAUAUUUGUAAUAUGAUUUCUGUAUAAAAUGAAUCAUCAGUCAAUUCUAGUUUCUCUGCUUCCUGCUUUUGUAACGUUAUGCUUACGCUCAUGUUUUCACAUUAUUUCAAAUAUUUUGCAUUGAAAAAUAAAGUUUUGUUA